AUGGCUGGUACACAUAACGGCACCAACGGGGUGAAACAUAAUGCGGACACGGAACGUGGAAAAACAGCUGACAGCGACUCGGGAAUAGCCUGGGGAAGAAUAUUAGCAAUGGUCGUGGCACUUUGCGUGCUAAUAGCGGCCUGUGCUGUCACCUGGAUCUUCCAGGACUGGCAGACGAGCCUGAUAGUCCUGGCCAUACUGGUCGUGGUCUACGUACUGGUCUUCUAUUGGAGAUGGCUUUAUGUAGCUUGCCGGACCGCGCCGAGAGAUUUCACAGCGUUGUAUUACUACGUCAAAAUCCUGUCACUAUCGAAGAAAUUCACGAAGAAGAAUUAUGGCAUGCCCGACAUCUUCCACGACAUGGUAGUGAAACACCCGCACAAAGCGUGCUUCUUAUUCGAAGAUCAAAUAUGGACUUUCAAACAGGUGGAAGAUUUCAGCCUACGUACUUCAGCUGUGCUCAGAUCGAAAGGCGUCAAAAAAGGUGACGUAGUAGGCGUCAUGAUGGGCAACUGUCCUGAGAUGCCGGCUAUCUGGCUGGGCAUCACUCGGCUAGGAGCAGUCGCCCCGCUCAUCAACACCAACCAGACUCGCAACACGCUGCUGCACUCCAUCAACAUUGCCAAAUGCGACGUCGUCAUCUAUGGAGACGAAUUCGAGGCUGCAUUCCAAGAAAUCUCUGAAGAACUGAACCCGUCUAUAAAGCUAUACAAGUUCACCCAUCGACAACUGAACACGUCGAACGACGCCGUCAAAGUUGUGGAAUCCUCUAAUGACUUCACAUCAAUGCUGGAGAGCACACCACCGGCCAAAUGGACUAAAUCCGAAGGGGACGGCUUCAACGGAAAGAUUCUGUACAUAUAUACAUCUGGAACGACAGGACUCCCAAAAGCGGCCGUUAUCUCAUCAUCAAGAAUGGUGUUUAUGGCGUCAGGUGUCCACUACUUAGGAGGAUUGAAUCGCAACGAUAUCAUUUACUGUCCUAUGCCAUUAUAUCAUUCCGCUGGUGGGUGCAUCACAAUGGGACAAGCGAUGAUAUUUGGCUGUACCGUGGUCCUCAAAAAGAAAUUCUCGGCAUCUGCUUAUUUCAAAGACUGCGCCAAGUAUAAUGCCACUGCGGCCCAUUACAUCGGUGAGAUGUGUCGUUAUGUAUUGGCGACUCCCUCUUCUCCAGCUGAUACGCAACACAAAGUUCGUGUUGUCUACGGAAAUGGAAUGAGACAAACGAUCUGGCCCGAGUUUGUGAAAAGGUUUAGAAUCAAAAAGGUCGCAGAAUUCUAUGGUGCCACAGAAGGAAAUGCCAACAUUGUGAACGUUGACAACAAAAUGGGAGCCAUUGGAUUCGUAUCAAGAAUAAUUCCGGCUGUUUAUCCUAUAGCUAUACUCAGGGUGGACCAAGAUACCGGUGAACCAAUAAGAAACUCCAAAGGAUUGUGUCAGUUGGCGAAACCUGGAGAGCCUGGUGUAUUCAUAGGUAAAAUAAACCCGAAACUAGCGUCAAGAGCUUACCUGGGCUACGUGGACAAAGAGGCGUCGGAAAAGAAGAUUGUGCGGGAUGUUUUCAAUUAUGGAGACUCUGCUUUUAUAUCGGGUGACAUUCUGGUGGCGGACGAAUUAGGAUAUUUAUACUUCCGGGACCGCACCGGUGACACGUUCCGGUGGCGCGGCGAGAACGUCAGCACCACGGAGGUCGAAGCUGCCGUCUCCAGGGUCGCAGACCAGAGGGAUGCUGUCGUUUACGGGGUGGAGAUUCCUAAUACAGAAGGACGCGCGGGCAUGUGUGGUAUAGUGGACCUCGAUGACUCGCUUGACCUCGAUCGACUCGCGGCGGAUAUCGCCAAAGACCUGCCCAAAUACGCCAGACCCAUCUUCAUCAGGAAGAUGGAAAGCGUCGACAUGACUGGUACAUUUAAAAUGAGGAAAGUGGAUUUGCAGAAAGAAGGCUACGAUCCGUCGGUAGUGAAAGAUAAACUGUAUUACUUAGAUCCGAAACUAGAUAAAUACUUACCAUUGGGUGUAGAGGAAUACAAUAAAAUUAUGACGGGGCAAAUUAGACUGUGA
Molecule: messenger RNA, 2061 nt
Organism: Chilo suppressalis (striped riceborer)
Lineage: Eukaryota; Metazoa; Arthropoda; Insecta; Lepidoptera; Crambidae
Source: the annotation of a GenBank genome assembly